Rubroshorea leprosula is the source of this 2077-nucleotide messenger RNA. Lineage: Eukaryota; Viridiplantae; Streptophyta; Magnoliopsida; Malvales; Dipterocarpaceae. The record is from the annotation of a GenBank genome assembly.
GUAGUGUUCAUCAAACCGUUAAUGGCAUUUUAGUUAUUUUUCCGAUGCUUCGGGUUAUUUCCUACUAACAGCAACAACAGCACCGUAUGUUUGAAAUUCCUGCAUUUGGUUCUUCCUCUUCUUCUUCUUCUUCUUCUUCUUCCCGCAGUUUUAAAAAUCCUGACUUCCUGAGAGCUAACAGUUCCAGAGCAGAGCAGGUGGUGGCAUCGCCUUUCUCUAAGGAAUCAAAACUACCUGAAUCCAUCCAGUUUUGGAGGUUAAUAAUGGUGAUGAAGGAAAGGGAUGAUGAGCUAGCGUUGUUCCUGGAAAUGCGAAGGCGCGAGAAGGAGAAGAACAAUCAGCUUUUCCUGCUUCAGAACUCCGAUGAUCUCGAUACUUCUUUAGGAUCCAACGGCGGGGGUUCUUCGGUGUCGAAGGUUGCGUCGUCUAUGCCGGUACGGAAGACUGCUGCGGAUAAUUUCUUGAAUUCGGAGAAUGACAAGUCUGAUUACGAUUGGCUUCUUACUCCACCUGGAACGCCACUCUUUCCUUCUCUGGAGAAGGAUGCACAGAAAACUCUAAUGAGCCAGAAUGCCCGUCCAACUGUGCUCAAAUCAAGGCUGGAAAACCUCCCAGAGGAACCUGCUCCAAGAAAUAAACUAGCAGUGAAACAUCCAACUUUGCCAACUGGUCAGAACACUUCAAGUACCAGUGGCAGGAGCACCAGUAAUAGAAGGCCAUCAUUAUCUGGGGGGCCAAAAUCUUCCACUAGACCUUCAACACCAACCAGCAGGCCCACUUUGCCUACAGUAACCAAACCAUCAAGAUCAUCCACACCUACUUCACGAACCACUUUGCCUUCCACAAAACCUGCUGCUUCUGCUAGAUCCUCAACUCCAACAAGAUCCACUGCACGUUCAUCAACACCGCCUGCAAGGUUGUCUAUUCCAACUUCCAAGUCAACAUCAAGAUCAGCUACACCAACACGCCGACCAGCUAUUUCAUCUGGUGCACCUAGUGCGGCUGCACCUCUUGGUCAAUCUUCUUUGACAAAGUCAGGUCCCACUCCAUUGAAAAAUCCUGUACCAUCACGAGGUAAUUCUCCAACAGUCAGGUCUAGGCCUUGGAAACCUUCUGAGAUGCCAGGAUUUUCACUUGACACACCACCAAAUUUGAGGACAUCAUUGCCUGAAAGGCCAGCUUCAGCCUCCCGGGGUAGGCCAGGAGCACCUAGUGUUAGAUCAUCUUCUGUUGAGGCUAGCUCUAAUGGAAGACCAAGAAGACAAUCCUGCUCACCUUCUAGGUCUCGGACGUCAAGUGGUAGUGCCCAUGGUAAUGGUAGUUUCGUUCGUCCUGGACAUAAAGUGGAUUCUAAUUGCAGUGAUAACGAGGGCCCAGUAGUAAUUGGAACGAAAAUGGUUGAGAGGGUGGUAAACAUGAGGAAAUUGGCACCCCCAAAGCAUGAUUAUGAUCUUUCUAACCACAAGAAUCCAACUGGAAAGUUGUCUUCUUCCCUUGAUAGCUCAGGCUUCGGGAGAACACUGUCAAAGAAGUCUCUAGAUAUGGCCUUGAGACAUAUGGAUAUCAGAAGGAGCAUUUCAGGUAAUCAACGUCCACUUAUGACAAAUGUUCCAGCCUCCUCGAUUUAUAGUGUGAGAUCAGGAUCCUCAAAGAGCAGGUCUAUUAGUGUUUCAGAUUCUCCUCUCGCCACAAGCAGCAUUAGCUCAGAGCCAAGUGUGAACAAUAAUUCCAUUUCUUUGGAUGGUUGUGAAAUGGAAGGCCAUGGUUUUAGUAGUGAGAGAGGAAACUCCUCCCCUGCUAGACAGCAUGCUAGCUGAUCAAAAAGACUACCAUCCAAAAAAGGACUUUGGUUCUACACCUACUCAUAAGUGGAACAUCAUCCAGCAUGAUUAAGAAACAACCCAUUUCAUGAAGAAGCUGGAAAAUGGACAUGUCCUGUCUGUAAACUGCUACUGCUUGUCAGUGAUCCUUAAUUAUAUUAGGAUUAAAACCAGCUAAAUUUUGAUGUCACCCUUUUUCAAAAAGGUUGAACCUUCAUUUUGGUCCCUCAAUUAUUGUACAGACAGUUGAUUUAGUC